UACAAGCGUAAACACGCGCAAGUAUCACCCCAUGAAUGAUUGGUUCAUCAAACAGUACUAUUCAAUACUCCGAUCGCUGUGUAAUGUAAGGAUUUGCCAACGAAUAGUGAGCUUUUUUUUAUGAUCAUUGGCAUGGAAAUUGAGCUACAAUUAUGAUGAGGGAAUCAAUACACCUACUACUCUCAAUUUUGCUUCAAACAGUCGUCGACAAAUGCUUUGACUCCGUUCCACUCAAAUUCAUCGUCUUCUUCCAUUUUUUGCACGCGAUGGGAAGUUCUUGGCCGUGAUUAACUUCGCAAUCGAGGUCAGCAAUCGCCUGCGGUAUUUUGUGCGUCAAGCGUGGCUUUGCUUUGAUCUUAGUCGUCGUCAAUCGAGCUCCAAAACAUGGCAGAAAGUGGGCGUUCCACUCCUGGCAAUUCAAUAGAUAUUGAACAAAUCCUUUUAGAAGCAAAACAUCGAUGGCUACGCCCGGCCGAAAUAUGUGAAAUUCUCAAAAACCACCACAAAUUUUCUAUUGCUUCAGAGCCUGCUAAUAUGCCUCCAAGUGGUUCACUUUUUCUUUAUGAUCGAAAGGUGUUAAGAUACUUCCGCAAGGAUGGGCAUAACUGGAGGAAGAAGAAAGGAAAGGCGGUAAAGGAAGCUCACGAGAGGCUCAAGGCUGGAAGUGUGUACGUGCUGCAAUGUUACUAUGCACAUGGGGAAGAAAAUGAAAAUUUUCAGAGGCGCACUUAUUGGAUGCUGGAAGAGGAUUUAUCGCACAUAGUUCUUGUCCACUAUCUGGAAGUGCAGAGCAGUAGAGCAAAUUUCAAUCGUAUUCAGGGGACUGAUGAAGCUGCUCUCUUUUCUCGAGAAUCUGAAGAAACUACGAGCCAUUCAGGAAUGGACGCUUCUAAGUCCUGUAGGUUUCAUCCAUCUAAUUAUCAAAUACUUUCACAAACUACUGAUAUUAGCCUGAACAGUACGCAGGUAUCAGAAUAUGAAGAUGCUGAAUCAGAAUAUGGUAACCGAGAAAGUAAUGUUUUCCAUUCAUUUCUUGGAUUACAACGGUCUAACAAGGAAAGUACUAGUGGUGAGCCCUGUGAUCCAAACUAUCCUGCACCAUUAUCAGAAAACUUUACAGCCUUUGGUGGGAAUGGCUUUCCGACAUCAUCAGAUAGAAGUAAAGACAGCAAUCAUGCUGAAUCAAUUCAUGAGCCCCACAAGAACCUUUGCCUCUCUUCUGAUAAUGUCUUGAAAAGUGGUGCUACUGGAAUAUAUUCACCCCAUCUGCAGCCAUCAUUUUCUACAUCUCGAUCUAAAAUUUUAGACAAUGUUCCAAAACAAGGUGAUGAGAUAAUGGGGCUGCCCUUCUCUGAUAGAUGUAAAAGGGAAGAUUUUGGCAAUCACCUGCUUGCCCAGGAAGAUUGUGAGGCGAUAUUGGAGGGGAAAUCCAAGUCAAAAAAACAGCUUUUAUUGAAUGCUGUUGCUACUGAAUCUUUGAGGAAGAGUGAUAGUUUUAAUCAAUGGAUGAGCAGAGAACUAAGAGAUGUGAAGGAGGCAAGCAUGCAGUGCAAUUCUGGAGCACACUGGAAUAGUGUAGAAAAUGAGGUUGGUAAUUCCAGCAUCUCUUCUCAAGCGCAUCUGGAUACAUACAUGUUCAGCCGUUCCCUCUCCCAUGAACAGCUCUUCAGCAUUAUUGAUUUUUCACCAAGCUGGGCAUAUGAAGGUUCUGAAAUCAAGGUUUUGAUAUCAGGGAAAUUCUUGAAGAGUCAACAAGAAGUGGAAAAUCUUAAAUGGUCUUGCAUGUUUGGCGAGGUGGAAGUACCAGCGGAAGUUAUAGCAAAUGGUGUAUUGCGAUGUUUUACUCCCAUACACAAGGCUGGGAAGGUUCCCUUUUAUGUUACACGUUCCAAUAGAUUAGCUUGUAGUGAAGUGCAAAACUUUGAAUACCGAGUUAAGUGCAUUCAAGAUGCGGAAGUUAUGUACGAUACUAGCAUCACAAACGAAGCAUUUGCUUUGCGUUUCGUAAAAUUGCUAUGUCUGAGCUGUUCAGAUACUUUGAUUGCUGAUCCCAACAGCUCUAGUGACAGAUCAGGCUUUAAUAAAGUCCGUGAAUUGCUAAAAGUUGACAAUAGUGAAUGGGAUCAGUUCAUGAAGCCUAGGUGGGAUGAGAAUGUUUCCCUCGGAAGCACAAAAGAGUUGCUGCUUCAAAGGCUACUUAAAGAGAAGUUACACGUAUGGCUAUUGCAGAAAGUAAGGGAAGGUGGGAGAGGCCCUAGCGUACUAGAUGAGCAUGGUCUAGGUGUGCUACAUUUUGCUGCUGCACUUAACUAUGAUUGGGCCCUUCUACCGGCAGUCGUUGCUGGUAUAAACGUCAAUUUUCGUGAUGCAAAUGGAUGGACAGCACUACAUUGGGCUGCAUUCUUUGGCAGAGAACGUACAGUUGCUGCCCUCAUUUCUCUGGGUGCAGCUCCAGGAGCAUUAACAGAUCCAAACCCCAAGUACCCAUAUGGCAGAACUCCUGCAGGUUUAGCAUCCUCAAAUGGGCACAAAGGCAUUGCUGGUUAUCUUGCAGAGUCGGCCCUAAGCGCCCACCUGGAAUCUCUAAACUUCGAUAAUAAAAAAAGCAAGGCUGUUGACACUUGUGGAGAAAAGGCAGUACAUACAGCUUCUGAGCGUGUCGCCACUCCACACCAGGGCAAUGAUAUGCAUACAUUGUCCCUCAAGGAUUCAUUAGCUGCCGUAUCCAAUGCUACUCAAGCUGCUGCGCGUAUUCAUGAGGUUAUGAGGAUGCAAUCCUUCCAAAAAAAGCAAUUGCUCGACCUGUCGAAUUAUCAGCCUCUUUCACUUUUACUAGUUAAGAGACGUAAUUCAGGAUCACAUGAUGAACAUGCUGCUGCCAUUCGCAUACAAAACAAGUUCCGCAGUUGGAAGGGCAGAAAAGAUUUUCUAAUAAUCAAGCAGAGAAUUGUUAAAAUUCAGGCCCAUGUAAGAGGCCACCAGGUCCGAAAGAACUAUAGGAACAUUGUGUGGUCAGUGGGAAUUCUGGAGAAGGUUAUUUUGCGUUGGAGAAGAAAAGGAAGUGGGUUACGAGGAUUUAAGGCAGAAGCACUUUCUGAGGACUCCAGCAAGCAAAAUCCAUCAGUAACAGAGGAUGACGACGACGAGUUUUUUAAAAAAGGCAGAAAGCAGACAGAAGAAAGGCUGCAGAAGGCUCUUGCUAGAGUUAAGUCUAUGGUGCAAUAUCCAGAGGCAAGGGAUCAAUACCGCAGGCUGUUAAAUGUUGUCACGGAGAUGCGACAAACAAAGGUGAAAGAUGGGGUUGUAGACAAGGUAGAUGAAACAGCUGAUUUUGAUGAUCUAAUUGACAUUGAAGCCCUGUUGGAUGAAGAUGCUUUCCUGCCUAAUGCAUCUUCUAACUUUAGUGUAUAGUAAAAUAAUGUCACUCUUUUUCCCUCUAACAGUAUCCUCUCUGUUCUAGAAAAUUAUAAUUUAGAGGUUGGAUGUCAGUACAAAAAGCCCUUAUGAAGAGUGGUUAUUUAUGUAACAAGCAGAAGUCAUCAAAUUAACUGUGAACUAAAUUAUUCUUUUGAUUUGGCAUAU
This is a messenger RNA of Cucurbita maxima (winter squash), 3582 nucleotides long. Its product is annotated as calmodulin-binding transcription activator 3. Gene Ontology annotation, cellular component: nucleus. Gene Ontology annotation, biological process: regulation of transcription by RNA polymerase II. NCBI's taxonomy places the organism in Eukaryota, Viridiplantae, Streptophyta, Magnoliopsida, Cucurbitales, Cucurbitaceae. Gene Ontology annotation, molecular function: double-stranded DNA binding; protein binding; transcription coregulator activity. The coding region runs from base 385 to 3411 and encodes 1008 amino acids. The record is from RefSeq and is a predicted model, not a curated record. The transcript has 13 exons.